This is a messenger RNA of Zalophus californianus (California sea lion), 6088 nucleotides long. It is a transcript of the gene TK2, whose product is annotated as thymidine kinase 2. Gene Ontology annotation, molecular function: ATP binding; deoxynucleoside kinase activity. The record is from RefSeq and is a predicted model, not a curated record. NCBI's taxonomy places the organism in Eukaryota, Metazoa, Chordata, Mammalia, Carnivora, Otariidae. The transcript is spliced from 10 exons. Bases 753 to 1463 code for a protein of 236 amino acids. Gene Ontology annotation, biological process: nucleobase-containing compound metabolic process. Gene Ontology annotation, cellular component: mitochondrion; cytoplasm.
CCGGCGCCUGGCGCUCAGCGGCCGCCGGUCUCACUCCCCGCCCUCCGGCCUGAACCCGAAACUACUCCUAGGCGCCGGGAUUUUGUCGCGGCGACUGCGGGGGCCAUGGAGGGGCAAGGGCGGGCGUUGUCAGCGGCCCCGGACGCCAGCGGGCCGCGAGCGGGUGGGGCCGUGGGGAUCCCUCUAGGGAGGAGAAAGACCCUCCCACCCCCCGCGAGCGGGGGCUGCUCCCUUCCGGGUCCCGCUCUAGGUCCGAUUUGCAUGGCCUGGGGGGAGACAGAGGCCCUGGAGCAGCAGUUAACCAGUCCUCAGCGGGUGGUGGGUGCUCUAGCCUUCCUGCUCCCACUGGGAGUGGAGACUUGCCCUGUCAGAAACGGGAACCGUAAUAGCUAAGUUACAGAGUUCUUUGGCCGCGGGCUGUUGGGUGGCGCCUCAGAACCACCUUUGUGGUGGGUGGGCCGAGGGUGUCAGCCCUGGGCUGAAAAACCCAUGCCCGCCGCCCACUCUUUGCCAUGGGGUCCCAGUGGAGGCUGCCCAGGGUUUUAACUUGCUGGAUCCAUAUGUGAGGAUCAUAAAUAUGAAAUGUGUGGAAAAUGGAAAGUGUGGUAUACUAAGCGGGGGAAGGAAAAAAAAAAGCUGAGCAGAGUUGGGGCCCAGAGGUGCCACCCCGACCCAGGCAGCAGCUGCACAGUGUCACAUGGAGGUAGACAGCAGUGGCGGGUCUGCCUCCCUCCACCUAUGGAGGGACUCGGAUGUUACUGGAAGAUAUUUUUAGGCCAGGGAAAAAUGAUAGAGAAAAUGAAAAAGAGAAAAAAUCAGUGAUCUGUGUUGAGGGCAACAUUGCAAGUGGGAAGACGACGUGCCUGGAGUUCUUCUCCAACACAGCAGGCAUUGAGGUGUUACAGGAGCCAGUGCCCAAGUGGAGAAAUGUCCGCGGUCAUAAUCCUCUGGGUCUGAUGUACCGCGAUGCCUGUCGGUGGGGCCUCACACUGCAGACGUACGUGCAGCUCACCAUGCUGGACCACCACACUCGUCCUCAGACAUCACCUGUGCGGUUGAUGGAGCGGUCGAUUCACAGCGCAAGAUAUAUUUUUGUAGAAAACCUAUAUAGAAGCGGGAAGAUGCCUGAAGUGGACUAUGUGAUUCUGUCGGAAUGGUUUGACUGGAUUGUGAGGAACAUCGACGUGUCCGUUGAUUUGAUAGUGUAUCUCCGGACCACCCCUGAGACCUGUUACCAGAGAUUGCGGCUGAGAUGCAGGGAAGAGGAGACGGUCAUUCCCUUGGACUACCUGAAUGCUAUUCACCACCUCUAUGAGGAGUGGCUCAUCCAUGGGGGCCUUUUCCCUGUGGCAGCCCCUGUUCUGGUGAUUGAGGCUGACCACGACGUGCAGAAAAUGUUAAAACUCUUUGAACAAAACCGGGACCGAAUAUUAACUCCAGAGAAUCAGAAACAUGGUUCAUAGGAUGGGGAAGAUCAUGCCAGAAAAAUGCUGCCAAGUUAGCUAUUAGGAGCAAUUUGGACAUAUCCACUCUCAAGAGGGCUUGAUAUCUGGCCACAUUUGUUUUCCUGAUGGUCUUCUCCUCUUUGCCAGUGUCUUCAUCCUGGGUCUCUGGCCCUUGAGGGUAAAUGACAAAUGGGACCAAUGGGUUUGUCAUGCCCUUUGGUGUUUGCAGCCUUGCAUUCCCCAGCACCUCUCCUGCUGGUUUCCCUGCUGCUGCGUCCCUGUGAUUAAGGGAAGAGCCGCCUGAAGUAAUGCUGGGCUUAGGGUCUCUAACCCUUCUGACCACCCAGGAGGGUGAGGUAGUGGCCUCACAUCCCAGGGAAGAAGUCGAAGCUCAGAGAGGCUGAGAGACUCCGCCAGGGUCACACAGCCAGGGACAGUGGCAUUGGCACAGUUCAGACAUUCUCAGCCUCCUCCUGAGAGCCUGCCUUCCCUUGAUAGAGAUCUCCUGUGUGUAUGGGGAGAGUCGGCAGUGCACGGAGUCAGUGCCAUCAUUUUCUCAUUAUCUGAGCACUUCGCGAGGACAGUCGAUGCUCUUAGACUUUCACAAAAUUGGGUCGUGUUUGGCUUGAGCCCAGUGUUCAGUGGUUUCCCAGCAGGAGGCUGCUGUGGCAUUGACCACCUCGGCAUCUGCACUUCCAUGUCCUUAGGAGAAUCCUGUGCAGGCUUCUGACUGGUGCUCGGUCUCCUUGGUGAUGAAGGCCUUGCCGGAGCUGCUGUCACUUCUCCGUCUUGGUGCCUGGGUGGUUUGCCCAGGGCCAGGCUGGGGAAGGGGCCCGCUAGCCCUGGCUUCUGAGGCCUCCGUACUCUGUACUGGCCUUAUGUGAAGAGCUUUGCCCUUGGAAUUACUGAGAGUUUGGGGCCCCGGGGAGAGACACAAGUGGCCAUAAGUCUUUCUGAAAUGUUUUUCCAUCCAAGGAGACCCUUGGACCAUACAGCAUGAAAUCAUCUUUAUUGGUUCGGAAAAUAUCCUAGCUUCCUUCAGCUGCAACAAUGCAUCAAAGCCACCGCUGUCUCUUGAAUCAAGUGGGAAGUGAGAGAAAGAAGGAACAUUCUUUUAAGGGGGGCAGUCUGGACUGAAAGAUCAGGGCUUGCAAGCAAAGGCUCUUGGAGCCCUGGUGCUCCGAUAUUUUGGAGGUGGGUGGAGAGAGCUUCAAGAAGACUGGUUGUAAACAUGGCGAAGGGCCAGUUGUGACUUUGGGGGAACAGGCCUCAGCCUCUCCUGAGCAGCGGUUGGCAUCGACGAGGGUUGGAAGGCCUUGUCCCGGCCUCUGCCUGAGUGUGGUACCUGUGCGUGCGGCUCUCUGACUCGACGUGGGUGACCGGAGCCCUGGUGGUCCUGGCCCAGAGGGAGGCAAGCACUAUGACUCCUGGACCAGUUCUUGGGCUCCGUGGGCAGGAUGAGGGGCAGCAGCCCAGCGGGGACGUGUCUCUCGGCCCGAAGGUCAGGGACUGACCAGAAGUUGGGGGGAGGUGAGGGCCUGUGCUGCCCGGUGUCUUGACGAGCCAGGGCAGUCUUUGGGAAUUUGUAAGUGAACAGUCCAGGAUUUUCCCCCACAGCUCAAUUUGAGCAUCUGUUUUGGGGGAAAUGUGAUUUUUUUUUUUUGGGGGGGGGGGAAAUAUGACUAAAAGAGAAAGAAAGUAAAGUCUUGCCCUGUAUUCGCCAAUAAAUCCUUCACCUAAACCUGAUGUUAAUCUUGGCUUGCUACCUAGGCCAGUGAUUUUAGCCCCCCGCAACAGCAUCCUUUUGCCAGUAGGAUAAUGUGUUUUCAUUUUUUUAAACUCCAUCUUUCCUAACAUGGGAUGUAUGGGUCCAGGAGAGCUCACCAUCCUCUUGCUCUGGCAUGUGGAGCGGAUGCCGUGUGUCUGCAGCGGCCAGGGCAGGGGGCCGAGAUCUCGCAGGCCAGCUGUGUCCCACGAGACGGCUGGUGCCCGGCUUGCACGGAUGCGGGUUGCUCUCCCUGUGCGGCAGGCAGGGCUGGUGGCACCGGGGGGCGCGGAGCAGCUCUAAAAGCCAGGGUACAAAGAGGGCAGAUGGCACAUGGUAGGCAUGGGGCCUAGUUUUAGAGCAGAGGGGAGGCACGCCGCAGGGGCUCUCAGGAAUGGCUGGGAAGAGCAUGGCGGGGCUGGCGUCUCCAAAUUGCCAACAGAGCAAGCCAGGGCAGUGACAUCCCAGCUUGGCUGGUGUCGCCCCAUUCUUACCCUGAGGUGGGGUUCCGUAGGGCAUAAUGGGAGUAAGUCGCAGAGCGGCCCCAGCUGCUUUGACUCUUGGUAAUUAAAAAUUUUUUUGGAAUAGCACAUAUGUUUUGGUCAGCAUUUUUAGUGAAAUAAUUCUAAUUUACACGUCACCUUUUUAAUUUUAUAUGCAAAAGACAUUAGAAUCAUUCAGAAAUAUUUCAUGUACCUGGUGAUUAAAAAAAAAAUGAGAUAGAAGUGUAUUUCUGUGUCACAUCAAAGUGCGGAAGUGGGUGAUUCAGGGCUGGUGUGGUGGCCCCAAGGCCAUCAGGGUCCUGGGCUCUUGCUGGCUUUCUGUUCCCAGUUCAACUUCCUGGUUCGUGGCUUCCUUCCUCUGGGGACUUCCCUGUCCAAGAUGGUACCAGAGCUCCUCCUCCGGCUACUGCUGGCAUCAGGACAUACUGUCCGCCGCUCACACGUUAAUUCUAAUGUGGAUGAUGACCUUUACAAGGCACAACUGAGAUAAGCUGGAAGGUUCUAGCAAGAUUUUGCCAGAGGCCUUGGAGGUGGGGCAAAGGCAGGAGGGAAGUCGGGAUUCACGGGCUGGACCAUGGGUCCAGCGUCAGGGCCGUGGUGCCCUCUGGCCCCACCUGUCCCUCCCUUCUGCCCUCACAUCACAUCUCCCUCACCGCCUGGUGCUACAGUGUCCUCGGUGUCCGAGGCUCAACCUGCCUCCUGUGUUGGGUGGAGCUGGGUGAGGGCACAGACCGCUGGGCUGACGCACUCCCACAGCAUGGCUCUCAGGAGGCCCUCCUAACUGUGGACCCUGGGAAAUGAUGUCACCUUUCCGUUUCUCUUCCUACCCCCUUUCAUUUCCACCUGAGCGCUUUACCUGGAUACGAAGUCCCGUCCCGCCCCCUUCCCCUCCCUGCCUGUGGAAUACCUCAGUCAGAGACCCUUCCAGGGCCUCCCACAGACUCCCACCCCAGACCUGGGGAAGGAUUGAAGCAUUUACAACCUUGAGAGCAGGUAGAUGUUUCCAGAACCUGCCUGCCCCUAGGUGCUGUUCAAUCUAUGCCAUCUUGUUUUCUUAGAGCCCUGGGGCCAGAUGAGGGCGCUCAUUUCAAAUGCUCCCCUAGCUGUGGAAUGAGUAACAUUCAUCCCCGUGGCCUCUCCAGCCCGAAGAAUUACAGUUAUUAAAGUAAUUGACGAGCUCCUGGAAAUGUCAGCCCUCCCUGUUGAAAAUCUAAUAACAAUAAUACCCUGCCUGGUGCCUCUGGGCUUUGGCAGUGGAUUACUCACCCAGGGCCCCAGGGUCACUGGCACGGGGCUUUCUUUUCCUCAUAACCCCAACCCCGCAGCUCCCCUAAGGCCGAGUGAACUCUGUGUUCCUCUACUUUAUGUAAGAUAGUGAGCUUGCCAAAGGCUGUCAUUAAACAUAACCCAAGAGAGAGCCAGUCUGGUGGAGUCCAGAGUGGGUAUCCGCAUUUACUGCCGUCUUCCUAAAUUUCUGCAUUUCUUGGCUUUCUCUUCUUCAAGGCUGGGGUCUGUGGAACACAGGUGUUCUGGGAGAUAAUAUUAGGUGUUCUGAGAAAGAAGGGUUCCGUAGCCCAGGAAGUUUGGGAAGCGCCACCUGGGUACUUUCUCUGAGACACACAAGGUACAUUAGUUAAACUCAAGCAGUCCAGUGAUAAAAAUACCUUUUCAACUUUAUUUAAUCCAGGGACUCUCAAACUCAUUGACAGUAGAACCCCUCUUUGGGAAUAGCCAUUAACAGUCUCCAAGCAAGCUCAUGUUCCUCGGAACACACAUUGAGAAUAGCACUGUUUUAGGGGACCUGCACCUGUGGCUGACUCUCAGCUUUUGUGCCCUUUGGGAGUCUCUAGCUCCUGGUUCUCCACCUUCAGUGCAUCUGAAUUCCCUGGAGGGCAUGUUAAAACAUGGAUUACGAGACCCACCCCCAGAGUUUCCAAUUGAGCAGGUGUGGGGUGUGCCCGAGAAUCUGUUCUCUGACAGCGUUCCAGGUGACGACGAGGCUGUAGUCCAGGGACCACCCUUUGAGAGCCACCUCUCUUGAUUGACACUUUCUAGAAUUGGCCAUCCCUGAGUCCCAAGAAAACUUGGCCCCUUGUUGGUUGUUGAACGUCUUGUGAGUGUUGGAUGUCCUGUCUGUCAAAUGAGAGAAUUGCUCACUUCUCAUGACAUGGAAGGGGUCUGGACCAGGGCCCGGUAUGUGGCAAGUGUCCCUGGAAAUGUUCGUUCAUCCGAUGUGGCCCAGGAAACGGGGCUGUAAAGCAGGUACUUGGCUGAGUAAUGGCAGCAGCUGCAGGGACUGGCACUUUCCAUUGGAGUGGCGUGGAUGCGUGCUCUUACCAGCUAGUCAGGGGGCCACCUGGACUGAUCUGUUCAGU